CCCACGCCCCCUCCGCUGGGUUCCGGGAUGGAGCGGGCACCGGGAGCGGGAUCGGGAGCAGGGCUGGGAUCGGGAUCAGGAUCAGGAUCGGGAUCGGGGUCCGGCUCUGGCUCUGGCUCUGGCUCUGGCUCUGGCUCUGGGUCGGGGUCGGGAUCGGGGUCUGGCUCUGGCUCUGGGUCAGGAUCGGGAUCGGGAUCAGGAUCAGGGUCGGGGUCAGGUUCGGGAUCGGGGUCGGGGUCGGGAGCGCGACCGGGACCGGGAUCGGUACCGGGGCGCUGGGCCGCCACUGCCUGCGUGGUGACGGGCGCUUCCCGCGGCUUCGGGCGUAGCCUGGCGCGGCUGCUGGCGCCACAGCUCGGGCCCGGCUCGGUGCUGAUGCUGCUGGCGCGAUCCGCGGAUGCGCUGGCCGAGCUGGCGACCGAGCUGCGCUCCGGGACCACCGGCAAUGGCACCGGGUGCGGCACCGGGAGCAGCGAGCUGCGGGUGCAGUGCGUGCCCGCUGAUCUGGGCUCCGAGGAGGGGCUGCGGAGGGCGGGCGCUGCCCUGCGGGAGCUGCUGCAGGACGCGUCCUUCGGCCGCCUGCUGCUGGUCAAUAAUGCCGGCUCCUUGGGAGACAUCUCCAAAUCCUUCCUGGACCUCACCGACCUGGAGGAGAUCAACUCCUACUUCUCCUUCAACAUCAGCUCAGCCCUCUGCCUGACCUCCACAGCCCUGAGGGCCUUUGGGGCCCGGCCUGGCUGCAGCAGGACCGUGGUGAACAUCUCAUCCCUGUGUGCCCUGGAACCCUUCCCCAGCUGGGCCCUGUACUGCUCUGGCAAGGCUGCCAGGGACAUGAUGUUCCGUGUGCUGGCCCUGGAGGAGCCCGGAGUGCGUGUGCUCAACUAUGCCCCAGGCCCCCUGGACACGGACAUGCAGCUCCUGGCCCGGAGCAGGACUCGGGACCCUGGGCUGCGCCAGCGCUUCCAGAGGCUGCAGGAGCAGGGCCAGCUCAUCCCGAGCUCUGUGUCAGCCCAGAAGCUGCUCCAGCUCCUGCAGGAGGAUUCCUUUCCCUCCGGAGCUCACGUGGAUUUCUUUGACAUCUGAGCCCCUCCACUUUUCUCUCCCUGCUUUGCUUUCAGCUGAGCCUUUCCCUGGUGUCUCCAGCGGGACCUUGUUCAAAUCCUGGGAUUUGGGAGGCUUUAAGGACAUCUCUGUGUGCCUUGUGGUGCCCUUUUCAUCUCUGUGUGCCUUGUGGUGCCCUUUUUUGGCUCUGUGUGCCUUGUGGUGCCCUUGUGGGGCUGGGCAGCAGCUCCUGCUGCUGAGCCCUCACUGGCAGGGCUGCAGUCCCUCACUCCCAGGGAUUUGGGAUUUUUCCUGAUGGAAUUGCCCUGGAAGGCUCGAAUUCAGGAGUUUGUGGUAGCCAAAGGAGUUUGUGCCAGCCCCACAGAGGCCCCAGCAGGAGCUGUGUCCCCCUGUGUCCCCCAAGGAGCCAUUCCUGGGCUAGGGAUGUCCCCUGUGUGGUGUUUGAGGGUGCCCAGGAUGAGGGAAGAGAUGAGAAUCUUGAUUCCAUGUUUCAGAAGGCUGAUUUAUUAUUUCAUUAUAUGAUAUGAUAUGAUAUAUGAUAUUAUAUUAAAAGACAAUUAUAUUCUAAAACUAUACUAAAGAAAAGAUAAAUGAGACAUCAGAAGAGUAGAAAGGAAUAAUAUAAAUAAUAUAAGAAAUAAUAAAAAUUUUGUGGCUGACCAGAGAGUCCCACACAGCUGGACUGGGAUUGGUCAUUAAUUAAAAACAAUUCCCAUGAAACCAAUCAGAGAUGCACCUGUGGGUGACCAACAUCCAGAGCACAUUCCAAGCAAUCAGAUAAUUCUUGUUUGCAUUUCUUUUCUGAGGCUUCUCAGGAGGAAAAUCCUGGCAAAGGGAUUUUCCAGAAAAUAUCACAGUGACAAUCCUUGGAUCCCUGGCUCUGUCCCUGCUCCCCUGGGGCUCCUGCAGGGCUGGGCUGGGUUCUGGGUGUCAUGAUCUGUCCUUAUGAGCGAGGCUCGUGAUGGUUUGUGGGGUGAUCUCAGGGUGCAAAAGAACCAACAUGGUACAAGGGGGUUUGCAGUGAUAAAACAAAUGCACCUUUAUUGAAUGACCACAGCAAAAUAGAGGGAUUAAGGGAGAGAAAAAGAUAGAGAAAGAGAGAGAAGAGAGAAAGAGAAAGAGGGGGAUGGAGCUACCAAACGUAGAGAUGAAGUCCUUUGGUCCAGUCCAGUUGAGGGUCCGCCUGUUACGUCGGGGAGAUCUCAAAAUCUCUAUCUAACUCAGAGGUUUUUAUUAUGAUAACUCUAUUGGAAAUUGUGAGGGGGGAAACAGGUACAAUAAGGAAUUGAUGUAACAGGCAGUCCAUGCUCUCAGCAGUAAACCAGAGCCAUUGUCUUCUUGGUCCAGUGGUCACAACCUGCAGGCAAACAUCUCGCUUUGGCCAGCUUUGGUCCCCCACACACCUCCCCUGGGCUGGGGGUGUCAGUCCCAGGCCUUGGAAGGAGCAGAGGGGCCUUUGCACAUGGGGGUUCCAUGUCUCAGUCCUUGAUGGAGAGGGGCCUUUGCACAUGGGGUUCCAUGUCUCAGUCCUUGGAAGGAGCAGAGGGGCCUUUGCACAUGGGGGUUCCAUGUCUCAGUCCCUGAUGGAGAGGCUCCUUACAUCCCAGUCUGUCCGUCACAGUGGUUGUAAAACAGGUGAGGGUCUUCUGUGGGGGGACCACCUGAAACUCAGGAGAAGUCCAGCCAGGCUGAGAGGUGGGACAGCUCCCAAGGCUGUUGUUGCCAACAGGCCACGGUGCCCCCUUCUUCUUCUCAUUGGGCUCAGUGUAGCACACAGCAAACAACACCUGUGAAAACAAAAACCUA
Zonotrichia leucophrys gambelii is the source of this 2868-nucleotide messenger RNA. RefSeq names its product sepiapterin reductase (gene SPR). The record is from RefSeq and is a predicted model, not a curated record. Bases 28 to 1083 code for a protein of 351 amino acids. Gene Ontology annotation, molecular function: sepiapterin reductase (NADP+) activity. Gene Ontology annotation, biological process: tetrahydrobiopterin biosynthetic process. NCBI's taxonomy places the organism in Eukaryota, Metazoa, Chordata, Aves, Passeriformes, Passerellidae. The transcript has 3 exons.